Scaptodrosophila lebanonensis is the source of this 773-nucleotide messenger RNA. Its product is annotated as succinate dehydrogenase assembly factor 4, mitochondrial. The record is from RefSeq and is a predicted model, not a curated record. NCBI's taxonomy places the organism in Eukaryota, Metazoa, Arthropoda, Insecta, Diptera, Drosophilidae. The transcript has a single exon. Gene Ontology annotation, biological process: mitochondrial respiratory chain complex II assembly. Gene Ontology annotation, cellular component: mitochondrion. Bases 40 to 384 code for a protein of 114 amino acids.
UCCUACGCUUUGAAUGGCUUUAAACGGCAGCUACUGGCGAUGAAUAGUUUUCGUUACAUGUGUGUAGAAAGUAAAGUCCAAGUAGCUGCCAUUGCAGGAAGAAAGGUACAGGAAACAACUCCAAAAGAUGGUUCUAACAAAUCUGGACAGAAGAAAACAUUUCAACAUACCGAGCGUUAUCUGAAGUUCAAGGAGAAGCUGCGUUCGGAGGCGCCUUUAUCGUGUCUGCCCGAAAACGGUCUGCAUCCGGCAGCCGAGAAGGAACCGCUUGAGCGCUGGCCCAAUAACAAGAAUCCGUAUACAGGUGAAAUCGGUGGUCCGGCUGGGCCAGAGCCCACACGUUACGGCGACUGGGAGCGCAAGGGGCGUGUGACAGAUUUCUGACAAUGUCGAACAAGAGUCUUUGGAGUGAACCCAACCCACAAUUCUGAUUUAUGACGCCCAGACAGCUGGAAAACAAAGGCAAACAGUAGUUCCCCUCCCCCUAAGAACCGUGUUAACUGCCACAGCACGUAAAUUUGUUACAAUUCCCCUGAAAAAUCAUAUAAAACAAAGUUUUGGAACGGUAGCCACCAGUGCGGACCCUACACCUGAGCCAGAAGCAUAAACAGAAACAGAUUCGUCCAUUCUACGAAGGCAUUACAUAAAUUUCCAUUGUAUUGUAUAUGUGAUUUAAGUUUACCUUUCGUUUUCUCUCCCUGCUGCCUCAUGUGGUUUCCAGAAUUUACGCAUGUAUGGCUGAACAAAUAAAACGCAUCUACGAGUAUACUAUA